Messenger RNA from Plasmopara halstedii, 3249 nucleotides. RefSeq names its product phosphoribosylamine-glycine ligase. Gene Ontology annotation, cellular component: cytosol. Gene Ontology annotation, molecular function: ATP binding; phosphoribosylformylglycinamidine cyclo-ligase activity; IMP cyclohydrolase activity. The transcript is spliced from 4 exons. The coding region runs from base 1 to 3249 and encodes 1082 amino acids. Lineage: Eukaryota; Oomycota; Peronosporomycetes; Peronosporales; Peronosporaceae. Gene Ontology annotation, biological process: adenine biosynthetic process; 'de novo' IMP biosynthetic process. The record is from RefSeq and is a predicted model, not a curated record.
AUGGAUUCAUCCACGCCGCUCGUGGUUCUUUGUGGUGACCGCGCGACUGAUGCAUUGGUGCAGACCGCAGCAAAUUUGCAAAAAGCUGGUCAGCGCAUAGCUUCGCUGUGCUCACCAGCUAUAGAGGAAGCUCUUGGAGCAGCCAAGGUGCCGCAUGUUGUAGUUUCCACGCCAACUGACGUGCAGCUUAUGCUGUCUGACAGAGUAGAGGCUGUGCUAGCUCUUCCUCCAAAUCCUUCGAGUGAUGGUGCUUGUGCAAACGCACGCAUUUCUCAGUGGGUUUCUGGCGCCUACUCAUUUGUACGCACUGCCGCGUGGAACUAUAAGCAAAUUAGCGUUAUUGUGGAUGAAAUGGACCUGACCAAGCUACAAAGCCAGAUUUCUCAUGACGGCUUGCUAGCCUUUUCAUUGUGUGAGCGCCGUGCAUUGGCCAAAAAGGCUUUUACUCUAUUUGCCGAGUUAGACACAGCCAUUGCCGCUAAUCUCAGUGAUGACGCUGAGCUGGUCCACGACAUAUUGUUGGUUGGCAACGGUGGUCGUGAACACGCCAUUGCCUGGAAAUUAGCUCAGUCUGCCUCGACUGGCCACAUUUAUGUGGCCCCUGGUAAUGCGGGUACAGAAAACGUAGCUGCCGGCAUCUCAAGCGUCAACAUUGAUGUGAAUGCCCACGAUGAGCUUAUGGCGUUUGCCAAGAGCAAAGGCGUCUCUUUUUGCGUCGUGGGACCUGAGGCUCCACUCAUUUAUGGACUUGCGGACAAAAUGAAUGCAAUUGGUAUUCCGACGUUCGGCCCUAGCAAGCUUGCCGCCCAGUUGGAGGCAUCUAAAGCCUUUUCCAAAGAUUUUAUGCGUCGUAACAACAUCCCAACCGCCGCAUACCAAAACUUUACAGAUUAUGAUAAGGCGAAAAAGUAUGUCGACUUGAUCGAUCACAAAAUUGUCGUGAAGGCUUCAGGUAUCGCUGCUGGCAAGGGUGUGCUUAUACCAAAUGAUAAAAGCGAGACUCAUGAAGCUCUGCGCGAAAUCAUGCUGGAAAAGGCGUUUGGAUCGGCUGGUGACGAAGUAGUAUUGGAAGAAUUCAUGACGGGCGAGGAAGUGUCAAUUUUGGCAUUCUGUGACGGUGAGCGUGUUGUGUGCAUGCCUGGUGUGCAAGAUCAUAAGCGUAUUUUUGACGGCGACCAGGGCCCAAACACAGGCGGAAUGGGUGCUUAUGGACCUGCUCCUUGUCUCACAAGCGAGCUCGAGCACGAGUGCACGGACAUUAUCGAGCGUGUUGUUGCUGCAAUGAGGAAGGAAGAGAUGCCUUAUGUUGGUGUGUUGUACGCGGGGUUUAUGCUAACCUCUACCGGCCCCAAGAUUGUCGAGUUUAAUUGUCGAUUUGGUGACCCAGAGACUCAAGUGGUUUUGCCCUUGCUACACAGUGAUCUGUACGAGAUUAUGCGUGCUUGCGUGGAACAUCGUCUCGAGCGUUCUCUUGUGACAUGGAAGACUGGGGCAGUAGCAACUAUUGUUAUGGCAUCUCAAGGUUAUCCAGACAGCUAUCCUAAAGGAAAAGUUAUAACGGGUCUGGAGAAUGCACAGGCACUGAAUCGCGUUAGCGUGUUUCACGCUGGUACGCAAAUUGCUGUAGACGGAAGCAUUGUAACUUCUGGUGGACGCGUGCUCGCAGUGACCGCUGACGGUCCCUCGUUUCAAGACGCCAUCGACCGGGCAUAUCAAGGAUUGCUGCACGGUGCCAAGAAGAUGAAACUGGCAGUAUUAGGCUCAACUCGUGGUAGCAGCAUGCAACCCAUUCUGGAUGCGAUUGCAGCAGGUGACAUAAAUGCCAGCAUCGAUAUCGUGCUAUGUCAGCGAAGGGUAUCUCGCGUUCUGAAUUUGACGCUCAGCGACUUUUGUAAAGAGUGGGAGAACAGGGUUCUUAACGUGCACCCGUCGCUUCUCCCAGACUUUGCUGGUGGCAUGGACCUCGCAGUGCAUCGCGCUGUAAUUGACGCCAAUAAAACGGAGAGCGGCUGCACUGUCCACUUUGUAACGGAGCAAGUAGACGCUGGACCGAUUGCUGUACAAAUGAAAUGUCCUGUUCUAAAGAUCGAUACGCCAGAAACCCUUAAAGCGCGUGUGCAGACGCUCGAAGGUGCUGCUUUUCUCCACGCGAUCAAACUGGCGCAAACUGGCCGAUUGCUUAAAAAAAAAGCUGAUAAUAAAGAGAUCACAUACGCAGAUGCAGGUGUAAGUAUUGAUGCUGGUAAUGAGUUGGUGAACAGGAUCAAACCGCUUUGUAAGUCAACAAUUCGUGUGGGUUGUGAUGCUGACCUUGGGGGAUUCGGUGGAAUUUUUGACUUGGAAGCCGCGGGAUAUGACAAAGACACGGCACUUGUGGCGUGCACGGAUGGUGUGGGCACUAAGCUGCGUGUGGCGCAAUUGGCAAAGAAACAUGACACGGUUGGAAUUGAUCUCGUUGCUAUGUGUGUCAACGAUCUCAUUGUGCAGGGAGCGGAACCGCUGUUCUUCCUUGACUACUAUGCUUGCGGGAAGCUUGAUGUGGACGCAGCUACAGAUGUGGUAAAAGGUAUUGCGGAAGGCUGCCGUCUAUCCAAUUGUGGUUUGAUCGGUGGUGAGACUGCAGAGAUGCCUUCAAUGUAUAAUAACGGUGAUUACGAUAUGGCUGGCUUCUGUGUGGGAGCCGUUCGCAAAAAUGUCAUAUUACCACUAAAGGUUGAAGCCGGGUUUGCCGUACUGGGUCUGGCUUCUUCGGGUGUACAUUCAAAUGGUUUCUCGCUGGUCCGCAAACUUGUGGAGGUGUCAGGCUUUGCGUACAAUGAUCCGUGUCCAUUUGAGUCUGGUAAAACUUUGGGCGAGACUCUACUAACUCCAACUAAAAUCUAUGUGAAGCAGCUGAUGCCCAUUAUAAAGUUGGGACUAAUCAACGCACUUGCUCAUAUCACUGGUGGCGGUCUUUUGGAAAACAUUCCGCGUGUAUUAACCGAUGACUUGGCUGUAAACAUUGACUGCUCUAGUUGGUCGUUACCUCCCGUCUUUAAGUGGUUGCAGAAGGUGGGAAACCUUUCCAGCACCGAGCUGUCCCGAACCUUUAAUUGUGGAAUUGGUAUGGUGUUGCUGCUGCCGGAAGCAAACGUUGCUGAAGUGACGCGCCAUAUUGAGGCUACUGGCGAAAAAGUCUACCGUUUGGGCUCGACCAUUGCACGUGCUUCUAGUGCUGAACAGGUUGUGCUGCGCGGAACCAUGGCUUAG